AUGGUCAAGCAGCUGGCCAAAAAUAAUUUUGACCUCAAACAGGAACUGGCCAAAAUCUCUCGGGAGCACUCCGACGACCUCAGGGAGAAGGAUAAAAAGAUUGCCGCGCUAAUCACCCGUCGAGAGGAGGAGGUGAAGGCAACCGAGUGUGUGACGGUGGGCGAUGGCGCGGUUGGAAAGACAUGUCUCUUGAUUUCUUACACCAGCAAUACCUUCCCCACGGACUAUGUGCCCACGGUAUUUGAUAACUUCAGUGCGAAUGUGGUCGUAAAUGGAGCGACCGUAAACUUAGGCCUGUGGGAUACUGCUGGACAGGAGGACUAUAACAGAUUAAGACCUUUGAGUUACCGAGGAGCUGAUGUUUUCAUUUUGGCAUUCUCACUCAUCAGCAAGGCUAGCUAUGAAAAUGUCUCCAAGAAGUGGAUUCCAGAACUGAAGCAUUAUGCACCUGGUGUCCCUAUUGUUCUGGUUGGCACAAAACUUGAUCUUCGGGAUGACAAGCAGUUCUUCCUUGACCAUCCAGGUGCCAUACCAAUCACUGCAGCACAGGGGGAGGAGUUAAGGAAAUUGAUUGGGGCUCCAUCUUACAUUGAAUGUAGUUCGAAAACACAGGAGAAUGUCAAAGCAGUUUUUGAUGCGGCAAUAAAAGUUGUUCUUCAGCCACCCAAACAAAAGAAGAAGAAAGGCAAGGCUCAAAAAGCCUGCUCCAUUCUCACUUUCUUUAAGGAAUUCCACGAAGGCCUUGCUCGAACGAUCAGAUGCUUGCUAAAAGAAGACGGUCCCUCUGAGGCUAUACUUUUUAGCCCCCAAAGAGGGGAUUCAUUGGAAAAGUUUAUGGUGGAAGUUAAGGAUAGUGGGCUCCACAUCACCAUAACCGAGACCUAUGAUACAGAAGUUUGGGCUCGGCAUAUAAAAUACAGCGAUGGUGAUCAGUCGUGGCCCAACUACGAGUCGAACCACUGUUACCCUUUAUUGAUUAGCAUUACACGGUAA
Molecule: messenger RNA, 993 nt
Organism: Striga hermonthica
Lineage: Eukaryota; Viridiplantae; Streptophyta; Magnoliopsida; Lamiales; Orobanchaceae
Source: the annotation of a GenBank genome assembly